Racocetra fulgida is the source of this 417-nucleotide messenger RNA. The record is from the annotation of a GenBank genome assembly. NCBI's taxonomy places the organism in Eukaryota, Fungi, Glomeromycota, Glomeromycetes, Diversisporales, Gigasporaceae.
AAGAAGACAAAAAAGAAGAUGACAAAAAAGAAGAUGAUGAAGAAAAAGAAAAAAAGAAGAUAAAAGAAAAAGGAGGACAGCGAAAAAAAACAAAAAGCAAAAGGAACAAAAAAGAACAAGAAAAAGGAAGAAAAGAAGAAAGAAAAUAUGAAAAAACAAUCGAUAGCAGAAAACAAAACAAACAAAACAAAAGAAAGAAACAGGAAAAAGAAAAAAGAAAAAGAACAAGAGAAAAGCAAUUCACGACAACAGUAACAAGAAGAAGAAAAGAAAAAAGGAAACUAAAAAAACAAAAGGAAAGCAAGAGAGAAAGAACAAAAAUAGUAAAGGAAAGAAGAAAAAAGAGGGAUAAAACAUCAGGAAACGGGAAGGAUGAAGAAAUUAGCAUGAAUACACUGGAAACGGGAGAAAGGAGAA